Plutella xylostella (diamondback moth) is the source of this 2523-nucleotide messenger RNA. RefSeq names its product polyubiquitin-C. Gene Ontology annotation, molecular function: protein binding. Lineage: Eukaryota; Metazoa; Arthropoda; Insecta; Lepidoptera; Plutellidae. The record is from RefSeq and is a predicted model, not a curated record.
UGAUUAAGUUGCAAGUCUAUAUAAAGGCGAGGCAACUAUUUUCUUGACGCAUUUCAAAGUGAAAAAUUAAACGCAUCGCAUAGUAAACUCACUGUUGUGUUGAAGAUUUUUAUUUGUACAAGAACAGACAUUUCCUUGAUAAAUUAUAGUGAAUAUUGAUCAAGAUGCAGAUCUUUGUCAAGACAUUGACUGGCAAGACCAUCACUCUAGAGGUGGAGCCUGCUGACACCAUCGAGAAUGUGAAGGCUAAGAUUCAGGACAAGGAAGGGAUUCCCCCAGACCAGCAGCGUUUGAUCUUCGCUGGCAAACAGUUGGAAGACGGCCGCACUCUUUCUGACUACAACAUUCAGAAGGAAUCUACUCUUCACUUGGUGCUUCGUCUGAGAGGUGGAAUGCAGAUUUUUGUGAAGACCUUGACUGGUAAGACCAUCACCCUAGAGGUUGAGCCUGCUGACACUAUUGAGAAUGUCAAGGCUAAAAUUCAGGACAAAGAGGGUAUUCCGCCAGACCAGCAAAGGCUGAUCUUUGCCGGCAAACAGUUGGAGGAUGGCCGCACUCUGUCAGACUACAACAUCCAAAAGGAAUCCACUCUGCACUUAGUCCUGCGUUUGAGAGGUGGUAUGCAAAUCUUUGUUAAAACCCUGACUGGAAAAACCAUCACACUUGAAGUUGAGGCCUCUGACACAAUUGAAAAUGUUAAGGCAAAAAUCCAAGACAAGGAGGGAAUACCACCAGACCAGCAGCGUUUGAUCUUUGCGGGCAAACAGUUGGAGGAUGGACGCACUCUCUCAGACUACAACAUCCAAAAAGAAUCAACUCUUCACUUAGUGUUGCGUUUGAGAGGAGGUAUGCAAAUCUUUGUGAAGACCUUGACUGGUAAAACGAUCACUCUCGAAGUUGAGGCUUCGGAUACUAUUGAAAAUGUAAAGGCUAAAAUCCAAGACAAGGAAGGAAUUCCUCCAGACCAGCAGCGUUUAAUCUUCGCCGGCAAACAGUUGGAGGAUGGCAGAACCCUCUCCGAUUACAACAUUCAAAAAGAAUCCACUCUUCAUUUAGUACUUCGUCUGAGAGGAGGUAUGCAAAUUUUUGUGAAGACUUUGACCGGUAAAACAAUUACGCUAGAAGUGGAAGCAUCGGACACCAUUGAAAAUGUAAAAGCAAAAAUUCAGGACAAAGAGGGUAUUCCCCCAGACCAACAGCGUUUAAUCUUCGCUGGCAAGCAACUGGAAGAUGGUCGCACUCUUUCGGACUACAAUAUUCAGAAGGAAUCUACCCUUCAUUUGGUCCUCCGUUUGAGAGGUGGUAUGCAAAUUUUCGUCAAAACUUUGACCGGCAAAACUAUUACUCUUGAAGUUGAAGCCUCCGAUACUAUUGAGAAUGUAAAGGCAAAAAUCCAAGACAAGGAGGGUAUUCCCCCAGACCAGCAGCGUUUGAUCUUCGCCGGGAAACAGUUGGAGGAUGGCAGGACCCUCUCUGAUUACAACAUCCAGAAGGAAUCCACUCUCCACCUUGUUUUGCGUCUGAGAGGAGGCAUGCAGAUCUUUGUCAAAACUUUGACUGGUAAAACAAUCACUCUUGAAGUGGAAGCCUCUGACACUAUUGAGAAUGUAAAAGCCAAAAUCCAGGAUAAGGAGGGAAUCCCACCAGACCAGCAGCGUUUGAUUUUCGCCGGCAAACAGUUGGAGGAUGGCCGCACUCUCUCAGACUACAACAUCCAAAAAGAAUCAACUCUACAUUUAGUCCUUCGUCUGAGAGGAGGUAUGCAAAUCUUUGUUAAAACCUUGACUGGGAAGACCAUCACUCUAGAAGUAGAGGCCUCUGACACUAUUGAAAAUGUAAAAGCUAAAAUUCAGGACAAGGAGGGUAUUCCCCCAGACCAGCAGCGUUUAAUUUUUGCUGGUAAACAGUUAGAAGAUGGCCGCACACUCUCGGACUAUAAUAUUCAGAAGGAAUCAACACUUCACUUGGUCCUGCGAUUGAGAGGUGGUAUGCAAAUCUUCGUUAAAACUCUGACUGGCAAGACCAUCACCCUUGAGGUAGAGCCGGCUGAUACAAUUGAGAAUGUGAAGGCGAAAAUUCAGGACAAGGAGGGUAUUCCCCCGGACCAACAGAGGUUGAUCUUUGCUGGAAAGCAGUUGGAAGAUGGCCGUACACUAUCAGACUACAACAUUCAGAAGGAAUCUACUCUUCACUUGGUGUUGCGUCUGAGAGGCGGUAUGCAAAUUUUUGUGAAGACCUUGACUGGCAAAACUAUUACUCUAGAAGUAGAAGCCUCUGAUACUAUCGAAAAUGUUAAGGCUAAAAUCCAGGACAAGGAGGGAAUCCCUCCUGACCAGCAAAGGUUGAUCUUCGCCGGCAAACAAUUAGAAGAUGGACGCACACUUUCUGAUUACAACAUCCAGAAGGAAUCAACUCUUCAUCUUGUAUUGCGUCUGAGAGGUGGAAAUUAAUUACUGCCUUUUUCUUCUCUUGUCAUUCCAUGCAAAAUGAGUAAUUAGUGGAAAAUAAAAACAACUGAGCUUA